AUGUCUUCUAACACAGCUUCCAAAGAUAAGGUGAAAAGCCGCAACGAGCGCAACAUAUUGACAUUCUACGAGAAGAUUGCCGUCAUACACUACUACGAUGAGACAAGCGUUUCACGAAAUCGCUUGGCAAAGCUGUUCCACUGUUGUGCCACACAAAUUCGACGCAUUCUCGAACACAAAAAUGAACUGCUCCAGCAAUUGGCCACACUCAGCGAGUCUGAUGCCACCAACUUUAUUGAAGAAAUGACACGUAAGCGACGCAAAUUCGAAAUGAGCGCAAUUAGUUUCAUUCUGCAUCAGUGGGUGGAGCGCUGUAGGGAGUUGCGCCUGCGCAAAAGAAUAACCAAUCAGACGCUCAAGGACACGGCAUUAAAAAUGGCAGCUUUACUAAAUUUGCCCAGCUUCCGGCCAUCGUAUAGAUGGUUGGAUCGCUUUCGUAGCAAAUACAAAUACACGGACGAAGAUUUGGGCACGACCGACCCGAAUGCCACAGACGGUGAGCUUGCCGUGGAAGAUAUUAUCAUCGAAUUUAAAGAUGCGCUGCCGAACUUCAUGCAGACAGAAAUUUCAACAAUCACCGCACUUGAUAAAACAGUGAAUACAGAAAUGGCAAAGAAAAGUGGUGAAGUGCAAGGAGAAAGCAGUGAAAACAGCGUUGAUUGUGUGCUCAGCGAUGACGACGAAGUGGAAGAGCGGGGAGAUGGUGCCAUCGAAAUUGACGAUGAAAUUACAACGGUAGUGAGUAAAUCCAAAGACUCCAGUGGUAGUGCACCCAACACCAAUGCAAAUACUCCUUGCGCGAUGAGCAGCGCUAAUCAGGAGGAAAAUACCGAACAAAUUAAAAUGAAUGCAGGCACCACAGCGGUUCUAGGCAGUGUAUUCCCUCAUCUGGCUGUCAUACACCAGUUUGCAUUGUUGAACGCCGAUGUGAAGGCUCUGGAGUUGAUCUCACAAUUGGGUGUACAUAUGCAAAGGCAGGCCAUCGAGGGAGCA
This is a messenger RNA of Rhagoletis zephyria (snowberry fruit fly), 993 nucleotides long. RefSeq names its product earthbound 2 (gene ebd2). Lineage: Eukaryota; Metazoa; Arthropoda; Insecta; Diptera; Tephritidae. The record is from RefSeq and is a predicted model, not a curated record. Gene Ontology annotation, molecular function: DNA binding.